Messenger RNA from Electrophorus electricus (electric eel), 4732 nucleotides. It is a transcript of the gene pik3r1, whose product is annotated as phosphoinositide-3-kinase, regulatory subunit 1 (alpha). Gene Ontology annotation, cellular component: phosphatidylinositol 3-kinase complex. The record is from RefSeq and is a predicted model, not a curated record. Gene Ontology annotation, biological process: phosphatidylinositol phosphate biosynthetic process; insulin receptor signaling pathway. Gene Ontology annotation, molecular function: 1-phosphatidylinositol-3-kinase regulator activity; protein binding. NCBI's taxonomy places the organism in Eukaryota, Metazoa, Chordata, Actinopteri, Gymnotiformes, Gymnotidae.
CUCGUGCACAGGCAUUCAAUCGCUCAAAAGCGGAGAGGAUCGUUCAGAGGGCGGAGUAUGCGUAGCGUCCGACGACGAUGCCGUUUGAUGGACGUGGCUGUCUUUCCCCGCGCCUGGGAAUGGGUUCUAUUCGCACUGCAGUCGCUCGGGCGGAGUCGUCACGAUUAUAGAGUGCACGAGCCUCGUCUACAAGUUAGGAAAUUAGUGUAAAACGCAGUUUUAAGGUGAAAUAUAUUCAAUAAUUGACCAUUAUUUCGGCAAAAAAGGCAUUACCCGAAGUGGAUUUUCUUAAAGUUGGAUUCAGAUGCAUGUUACAAAGCUGUAUUUUCAAGCUAACCACUUUUUACAGAAAGGAAAGAUUUUUUCGGCCCGACUUUGACGGGUUUUAUACAAGUUAGCUAUCAAAGUCGUGGCUGCUUUGGCUAAAGCACUGGAUCAGACUUUUCACUGAUGGGAACACUGUGUCUGAAGCACCGUGAAGGUGCUCGAGAGCUCUGGAGAAUCAGUUUAACAUAGAGUACAAACGACGGACAAAGCACGACUGCACCAUAACAUUUGCGAUUAUAGGGAAAUAUCUUUCACACUAGAUCGAUAACUUGUUAUAUCCAUGAAGUGGAUAAGAGAGGGCAUUGCAGAGAACAGGUAGGAGGUGCAAUAAAACCCAACCCAGUUUGACAGUUUUUUUGCCAGCAAAACAUAAGUAAUACUAAGAGAUCAAGAUGAGUGCGGAAGGAUAUCAGUACAGAGCCCUCUAUGACUACAAGAAGGAGAGGGAGGAGGAUAUUGACCUCCAUGUCGGGGACAUACUCAUAGUGAGUAAAGGUGCCCUACUAGCACUUGGCUAUAGUGAAGGUCUUGAGGAGAGACCAGAGGAGGUGGGCUGGCUGCCUGGUUAUAAUGAAAUGACUCAGGAAAAGGGGGACUUCCCUGGUACCUAUGUGGAGUUCAUUGGUAAGAAGAAGAUUUCCCCUCCAACCCCAAAACCAAGACCUCCAAGACCCCUGCCCGUGGCCCCAGGAUCAGCCAAGGAUAACCCAGACUCCGAGCAAGGAGGUUCCAGCACUCUGCUGGAGUUGUCGGAGCAGUUUACUCCUCCAGACGUGGCUCCGCCCAUGUUGCUCAAACUUCUGGAGACCAUCGAGAGAAAAGGUCUGAACAAUCCAACCCUCUACAGAAAUUUCACUGCCGGCGGUGGCCUCGACGUGCGACAGAGCUUCGAAGGUGAUCCCCCCUCCAUGGACCUUGAGCAGCUGGACUUGCAGAUGCUGUGUGAUGGUCUGAGACGAUACCUGCUAGACUUGCCCCAGCCCCUCAUCCACAAUGCAGUCUACAGCGAGAUGGUACACAUUGCCCAAGAGGUGCAGGGCUCAGAGGAGUGCGCGCAGCACCUGCGGCGGGUUGCCAGCUCUUCGGCGAUCCCUCCCCAGUACUGGCUGACACUGCAGUCCUUACUGAGACACCUCACCCGUGUAUGCCAGGCCUCUGCUGGGAACCUGCUGAACGCACACGCCCUCGCCGAAAUCUUCUGCCCUGUGCUGUUCCGGCAGCAGACUGCCAGCUGCGAGCCUAGCCCUGAGGCCCAUGUCCGCAUCCUUGAAGUCCUGGUGACCAGCGAAUGGAGCAGCAGCCAGGCAGCUCCAGCACUACCUCCAAAGCCACCCAAAUCUACCCCCGUCUCUAACAACGGUAUGAACAACAACAUGGCUCUUCAAGACGCCGAAUGGUACUGGGGAGAUAUCUCAAGGGAGGAGGUAAACGAGAAGCUGAGAGACACAGCUGACGGAACGUUUCUGGUCCGUGACGCCUCCACGAAAAUGCACGGGGACUACACCCUCACUCUGAGGAAAGGAGGUAACAACAAGCUCAUCAAAAUCUUCCAUCGCGAUGGGAAGUAUGGCUUCUCCGAUCCUCUGACUUUCAGCUCUGUGGUGGAGCUGAUCAACCACUAUCGGCACGAGUCCUUAGCCCAAUAUAACCCCAAACUAGAUGUGAAACUGCUGUAUCCUGUGUCCAAGCACCAGCAGGAUCAAGUGGUGAAAGAGGACAAUAUUGAGGCAGUGGGCAAAAAGUUACACGAAUACCACCUGCAGUACCAAGAGAAAAACCGAGAGUACGACAGGCUGUAUGAGGAAUAUACUAGAACCUCACAGGAGAUCCAGAUGAAGAGGACAGCCAUUGAAGCCUUUAACGAGACUAUCAAGAUCUUUGAGGAGCAGUGUCAGACACAAGAGCGCUACAGCAAGGAGUACAUUGAGAAGUUCAAGAGGGAUGGCAAUGACAAGGAGAUCCAGAGGAUUAUGGGGAACUACGAGAAACUCAAGUCACGCAUCAGUGAGAUCGUGGAUAGCAAGCGGCGCUUGGAGGAGGACCUGAAGAAGCAGGCGGCAGACUACAGGGAGAUCGACAAGAGGAUGAACAGCAUCAAGCCUGACCUCAUCCAGCUCAGGAAGACCAGGGAUCAGUACCUCAUGUGGUUGACACAGAAAGGAGUCCGGCAGAAAAAGCUCAACGAGUGGCUGGGAAUCAAAAACGAGAACCAGGAAGAUCAAUAUUCGAUGGUGGAGGACGACGAGGACUUGCCCCACCAGGACGAGCGCUCCUGGAAGCUGGGUAACAUUAACCGGAACCAGGCUGAAGCUCUGCUACGGGGCAAGCGAGAUGGCACAUUCCUGGUUCGAGACAGCAGCAAGCCUGGCUGCUAUGCCUGCAGUGUUGUCGUGGAUAGCGAGGUCAAGCACUGCGUGAUCAACAAAACCCCCACAGGUUACGGCUUCGCCGAGCCCUACAACUUAUACAGCUCGCUGAAGGAACUGGUCCUGCACUACCAGCACACCUCCCUCGUUCAGCACAAUGACUCUCUGAACGUCACCUUAGCAUACCCAGUGUACGCGCACCAAAGGCGAUGAGAUUCCCUUCAGUGGGCGCGCACGCGCAGUCUCUCUCGCCGGGAGUGUAGAGGAGGGCUUCACCUGGCAUGGCCAUGCCUGCACUCGGCCUUCAGGACACGGGGCUGACUUUUUGUUUCUUGGCCUUUGCACAGCCCCACUGUGGGCUGUGAAAGUGAACCCCUGUAACAAAUUUCAGCCACUGAGACUUGAAUUUAGUUUUCUUCUUGAUCAAGUGGAAACUGCUGAGCCUCUCUUUCUCUUUUUUUCUCUCUCUGUCUCUCUGUCUCUCUCUCUCUCUCUCUCCCCCCCCCAAAUGAAAGACUCUGGAGGCCUUGGCCAAAAUGGUGCUUGUUCAUUUCAAAGCUUUACCUGCUGCUGGAAUGUGGAACCCUCUUGAUAACCUCUGGAUUGCAUUUUUUUUAAUGCUACUUAGAGCCCUAAACCCUCACGCUACCAUUCAGUUUGUUUCCCCAUCCCUGUGUGCGCGUGUGGCUGAGUGGAAGUCAUGUGACCAAAACUCACAGUACCUGGAAGCUAUUCGUUGGUGGUGUUCAAGAUGUUGACAUGAGAAACUUGUGAACAGACCAUGGAAUCAGUUGAUCAAUGUAGCAAGAUGGCACUUUUUGAAAACAAUAUAUUCUGUGUUUUCACCUGAAAGACUCCUGUAUGGACAAUUGAGCACCUGAAAGUCUCAUCUCAAAGGAGCAAAACAGAGAGGGUGGCAGAUGUGUGGCAUUUCCUUUAUAAGCAUUACAUAUACAAAUGUUUGACUCCGUCCCCUUUACGGACAAACAAAGCACGUGAAAGGGCCUAUAAUGGACAUUCAUGCUGUACAUAUGGACACUGUCAAAAACCUAUGUGAUAAAACCAUAUUGUACCAAAAACAAAAAAGUUGCUCAUUUCUUUUUCAGUUGUAUUCAAUCUGCUAUGCAAAUUCUGUAUCUUUCUUCUCUGCAAAGUUAUGAUUUUAUUUUAUUGCUACCCAUAAUAUAAUUUUUUAUGGCUUGAAGCUUUUGUUUUGUUUUGUUUUUUUUUUCAUACUGUAUGUAAGAGAAUAUUUUAAGUGUCAAAACCGCCAAGAAAGAUGGCUUCAGUUUUACAACAACAAAUGAUGAUAAAGUACUUUAUUACAAAUUUCUUUAUCAAUAGCUGAUAAGAUUAAAGAUGAUGAGUAUUUUAUUAGUCUUUUUCACUUUGAGCUCAUUUGUUCCUGGGAAGAUCCUUGGGGGACUUUAGAACUGCUUCUGUCAAUAGUACCCAUGUUAUAUUUGAACAUUUGAGCAGUGCAAAGAAAUCUUAACAUCUGCAAUCUAACAAAUUCAUAUCAGAAAACGUUUGCUUAUAGUUCACUCUUUGCAAACCAAUGACAAAAGUUUAUUUUGUGAUACAUUUUUCACAAAUGGAGAGAAAAGCGAAUUGAUCCUUUGGAAUGAUGGAAUUUGUGAUGACCCGUUUUAGAUGGUGAAAGAAUAACAUCCCAUUCAUUCCUUAUCCACAUAGUAUUUUUUCUGUAUCAGAAAACCUGUACUAGUGUUUACAUGGAUGGAUCAACUCAUUUUGACUUGGAGACAAUACUAGACUGCUUUUCCCAUAAUACCGUUGAUGAUUUCAACAGUUGGAAGACAAAAAUGAAUCCACUUUUUUUCCUUGACUGCCAGCUUUCAUGGACACAUUUGUCACUGCUGUUUCUUAAUUGCUCGUCAGGAAUUACAAUAUUCUAAGCUUUACAACAAGUGAAGUCUGGCAUAGUUUUGCCUCCAGCUCGAGUCGUGUCUAUAUUACAGUUAUGCAUACAAUGAUCCAGUGAUAUUUUGCAUAAAUAAACAUCGUUGUGACACCAGUAA